Molecule: messenger RNA, 4067 nt
Organism: Galleria mellonella (greater wax moth)
Lineage: Eukaryota; Metazoa; Arthropoda; Insecta; Lepidoptera; Pyralidae
Gene: Etl1
Product: SWI/SNF-related matrix-associated actin-dependent regulator of chromatin subfamily A containing DEAD/H box 1 homolog
Exons: 16
Coding region: 277-2925 (882 amino acids)
Cellular component (GO): nucleus
Molecular function (GO): ATP binding; chromatin binding; ATP-dependent chromatin remodeler activity
Source: RefSeq, a predicted model, not a curated record
GGUGUCAUUCUUUAUAUAAUUUACUAUUGACGAAUAAAUAUUGCCGUUACAUUUCUAUUGGUCAAACAGCUGAUGUCAAACUUGACACAGUCUAUGAUUGGCUUUUACUUUUAUUCUUGCAGUCUCGCGGAUAAAAAUGGCUGUACUGUUGAUUUCAUGCAUUGCUCCUUUUUAUGAUUAAUAUUCUCGUAAAUAAAACUUAAUUAGUAAUACAAGAACUUUUUUAAUUUAUAGCUUUUAAAACAAUUUUGUUGUUUUCUUACGCCCAGUGACAAGAUGUCGGAUAGUAACAGCUCAAACGUGAUAAGCUAUUUGAGGCAGUAUAGGUUUCAGAGAAAACCAAAUGCGGCAGGGACCACCAUGCCUGUUACGGUUACGUCCUCGCCGUCAAGCUCUCACACAAUAGUUAGAAUGCCUGCACCGAAUUCUGGAAAUAAAAACGGCUUGGUGGUAUACAAACGCAUCAGGAUCCAGGACUCCGACUCUGACGAGUCAGCCACUCCGACCAAGAAGCCAGCAGUUGAAACUGAACUUUCUACAGCCGUAAGGGAGAGACGCUUCAAAAACAUGAUGCAAAUAUUCCCUGAAAUUGAUCCCUUGUUUGUAAAAGAUAUACUAGUGAAACACGGCUGGAAUGAAGAGAGGUCGCGGGACGAGCUCCUGAAGUAUGACCCUGAGAGUAACGAUCGGGGAACUGGCACGUCCAACUUUUUCCCCAAGCCUGGUAUCUCAGGUUUGAAGUCUAAUGGGAACAUGAGCAUUGUGAGGGUGACUAGUUCGGCCACUCCUUCCAAGCCCAGAAUUAGUGUGGUUAUGAAGAAACCUUUGUCCGACAAGGGCGGCAGAGGUCGACAGGGUAGUAGUGGAAGUGAGGAUGAAGACUAUGGUGUUAAGAAAGGGAAAGAUGACAGGGUAUAUGAUAGUGAUGAUUCUGAUAAUGAGAUCUCGGACGAGCUCAUGGGUGAUAAGAAGAAGGUGUUCGAGUUCCUCAACAAUAGUAACCUCAACGAGCUCUCGCUUCUGAGUGGGUGCUCACAGAAAAAGGCUGAGGCGAUCAUCGCCCUAAGACCCUUCAAAGGCUGGCUAGAUAUGGUAGAAAAAUUCAAUAGCAACAAAAUGUUAAGCACUGACUUGCUAAACUCAACCCAAGAGCUGCUGUCCACAAGGAGCAAUAUACAGCGGCUGAUGAGGAAAUGCGUAGGGCUGGCACAACAGCUCGAGGGGGCGGUAGCGGCCGGCGCGAGCAGGUUGAAACAACCGGGCAUUUUAGAUACUAGUUUAAAACUCGCCCCGUACCAAUUGGUGGGGCUCAACUGGCUGGCGGUGCUUCACAAGCAGGCCGUGUCGGGUAUACUGGCUGACGAGAUGGGGCUCGGCAAGACGGUGCAGGUGAUAGCCUUCCUCGCGCAUUUGAAGGAGACGGGCCAGGCGAGGGGCACGCAUUUGAUUGUAGUACCCGCAUCUACACUAGACAAUUGGAGCGGCGAAUUAGCACGCUGGUGUCCCUCCCUUCGUGUUAGCAAAUACUACGGACCUCCCGAAGAGCGAAGACAAUUGCGGAUAGAAUACGCCAAGCAUCUCAGUAAUUAUGACGUCGUUCUUACUACUUACACAAUGGUGAGCAGUUGCCCGGAGGAGCGCAAGAUGUUCCGGAUCACGCCCAUGCACUACGUCAUAUACGACGAGGCGCACAUGCUCAAGAACAUGUCCACGCAGAGAUACGACAACCUGCUCAAGAUUAAGUCAAGACACCGCCUGCUACUGACCGGCACGCCGCUACAGAACAAUCUGCUGGAGCUGAUGUCGCUGCUGUGCUUCGUGAUGCCGCACAUGUUCUCGGGGAAAACGGAGGACCUCAAGAGUCUCUUCCAGAAGAAUUCUAAAUCAAAAGCGACGAAGAAAACUGACGGCAACCAGGAGGACGAUGUACCAGCAUUCGAACAGAGUCAGAUAACUCAAGCCAAGAGGAUAAUGAAGCCGUUUGUGUUGAGAAGACUGAAGAGAGACGUGCUGCAGGACUUACCCAAGAAGACCAACCACACGGAGCUCUGUCCCAUGUCUGAGAGGCAACAAAGUCUGUACAAGCAGCUCGUAACUGGAUUCUCUGCUAAGGAUGGCUUGGUGCACGCAACAACGGAGCAGAGUGGUAUCUCUAUGAUGAUGGACAUGCGGAAGCUCGCCAACCACCCGCUACUGUUGCGGUACCACUAUCAGGACGACCAGGUUCGCAAGAUGGCCGCGCGACUGGCCAGAGAUCCGACGUACAAAGAGAAAAAUGAACAGUACGUCUAUGAAGACCUCAUGUGCAUGUCUGACUUCCAAAUACACCAGUUGACUCUGGUUCAUAAUUGUAUUAGCUCAUUCUCAGUUCCGGAGCACCUGAUCCUCGACUCGGGGAAGUUCCAAAAGCUGGAUGAAAUGCUACCUCAGUUGAAAGAAGACGGGCACCGGGUGCUCGUGUUCAGCCAGUUCACCAUGAUGCUUGACAUCCUGGAGCCGUACCUGGAGGCCAGGAGGCAUCGAUACCUCCGGCUCGACGGUAGCACAGCUGUGAAUGAUAGACAAGAGUUAAUAGACCAGUACAACGCGGAGGACAUCUUCGUGUUCCUGCUGUCGACGCGCGCCGGCGGGCUCGGCAUCAACCUGACUGCGGCCGACACGGUCGUCAUACAUGACAUCGACUUCAAUCCGUACAACGACAAGCAGGCCGAGGACAGAUGCCACCGGAUGGGUCAAACGCGGCCGGUCACAAUUUACCGGCUGCUGAGCUCCGGCACCAUUGAGGAGGGCAUCUACCAGGUCGCACAGGAGAAACUCAAUCUAGAGAAACACGUCACGGCCGCGGACGAAAACGAGCCAACGGAACAAAAGAACGUGGUGCGUCUGCUGUCAGUCGCUCUUGGACUGACGUCAUCCAACAAAUGAUUGUUGGCCAACGACGUCGUCACUAUAGACUAGUGACAUUUGUGACCAACGUUUGUUAGUGGACUUGUAUACACUUAGUGGAAGUGAUAUGUGGACAAAUGUUUGUGCAAUUAAUUUUCACCCAACAUCUGUGCUAGUGGCCGUGGUGUGAUGUGUAUUAUGUUGUGUUAUUCAACCAUUGCACAGUAUGGUGUCAAUGUUGAUAACAUUCAUUAAUAGAUAAGGUUCAGAGGCGCUAUUUCUUCAAAUUUAACACUUAAUUUAUUAUUUAUAAUAUUUUAAUAUGAUAAUUUCGCUGUUUUAUGAAUUCCCAUGAAUUAAAUUCAUAAUAAUUUCGAUUUAAAUCUAUUAGAUUUUUUUUAAUGCAAGUUGAAUGGCAAACAAGCUGACGGCCCACUUGGUGGAAAGCGGUAACCGUCGCCUGUAGACAUAAGCAGUACCAUGGACAUAACAGAGUAUACUGUUUCGCCCAUGAUACACCCCAUUGGUUGCCAUUCUUGACGACUAAGGUGUUGUCUCUGUACCCUGUAAUUUCACUACCAUAUCCCACCUUUCAAACUGAAACACAGCCAUGCAAACAUAACUGCUUCACGGUUGAAACACGAAUGGGUCAGAGGUACACAAGCAAACGACUUUUGUACAAAGCCUUCCUCUGGUGGUUGGUGCUUGGAAUAAAGAUUUUCAGUGAUAUAAGUUUUUUUUUUUUAUUUUAAAGAUAAAUUUAGAGAAAUAGCGCCUCAGAAUCGAUUCACAGUUACAACACAAGUAAAAAGAAUUACAAUAAAUUAGCUUUAUAUUACAGAAUAUUUUCUCAAAUAUUCGCCCAAUACCGUAUCUGAAUCUCCAAACAGUUGUUUCAACGACUAAUGGCGAACCAGUUUAUCUAUAGGUACGUUUAUGCUACCGCCACGCUUAAAGAACAAGAUGGCGAAAAUUAUUUAUAUUAUGUAUUCUAUAUUGCACUUAAAAAAAUAUACAGUGAUUAGUUUAACAACUUGUUAACAAGGGUGGGCUUAUCUCUAAUUUCUUUAACCCAACCCAGUGAAUUGAGAGAGAAAAUAAUUAGUGGAUAAUCUAAUGCAGGAAAGGUACAGGAAAUUUUGUUUCGAUUAAAAUGAUAAAUAAAUUGUAAAUUAAUAAAU